AUGCAGGUGGCGCACUUCAGGCGGUAUGGGAUUCACGUUCUGGGGUUCGUCGGUCUCACCCUGUUGCUCGUCAUCCUCUAUCGGGAAGUAGGUACCACCGUUCUCGGCGACUCCAUACCUAUCCCCUUCGAGGCGGCGACUCCACCGCAGCCACCGCCAAGUGCGACACGAACGCCUUGCGUCGGACCCAGAGGGCGGUCCGUGCAGGAGGACCGCGACGAACAAAUAUGGGCAGAAUCCCUGGACUUGCCUUUCCCCGAGCCGGUCGGCGGUUCGCAUGCAGCCCUAGGCCUUCCCACUACCUUCAACACCCCCGAUACGCGAUAUGGCGCACACGGAUACAAUGAAGAGUUGGAGACUUAUCCUCGCACGCGCGUCGAGUGGAGCUCUGUCAAGUGGGCGGAUUUGCAGAACGAAUGUCUCGAGCGGAACAAGGAUCGCUUUGUCCGUACCGAUAGGAUCACCACCGACAGGAGGUUUACGCUGCGUGGGAGAGUCGAUUCCGAGCGGCUGACGGCACGGGAAGACUCGACCGGUCGAGCGGCAAUCGUGCUGAGGAGCUGGGAAGGCUACAAUUACACUUCGUUGGACCGUUACCACAUCCGGUCACUGAUCGUGGAAGCUGGACUGCAAUCAAAUGCGGACAUUGCGGUGUUUCUGCUGGUGGAUGUGAAGGACAAGGAUGGCGCAAGGCAGAUCUUUCACGAUUCAAAGAGCUAUGAUCGGGCUUUGGAGGAGUUGGUCCCCAUGGAGUUUCAAGAGAUUGCGGUCCUCUUCGAUCUCGAGCUGCUGGAAUCUUGGUAUCCUGCGAUAGUAGAGCAUUCGGCCUUCUUCCAAGUCUACCAACCAUUACAGCUGUUCGCGCAACUCUUCCCUGGCUUUGAUCACUACUGGCAACUCGAGAUGGAUGUGAAGAUCACAGGCCAUGCCGGAGUAUGGCUGGACGCCAUGGCCCGAUUCGCACGGGACCAACCCCGAAAGCAGUCUGUGGAACGGUCGUCGUACUACUACAUGCCGCAAGUUCACGGUUCGUAUGAAGAGUUCAGCUCGGCAGUCAACCAAAGCUUGAACGGUGGUGGUAUCUGGGGGCCAGCCCGGAUCGGUGACCUUCCCAGUCCCGUCGGACCUCAGCCGCCUGUUCCUGAUCCUACUAUGGACGACUUCGAUUGGGGCGUUGGUGAAGACGCCGACUUGAUCUUGACUAACGGUCUAGCGGAUGUGAAAGCGACCAAGUACUGGCCAUUCAAAGGCUGGGUUCACGGUUUCAAGGACGGAGAAGACACGCCUCGCUGGUACAGUCCGGUUGCCAUGGGCAGAUACUCGUGGAACCUGCUCAACGCGAUGCAUCACGCACAGGUUCAUCAGGGGUUGGCUCUCUCGUCAGAAGCCACCGCCGUAUCAUUUGCGCUGUACCACGGGUUAAAGGUCGUGUUUCCACCUCAUCCCUGGUACCACCAUCCUCAGGCCGAUCGGGAAGUGAGUGUCGAGGAGCUGGGGCAGUUGUUCAACGGUGGCACGCCUGCCGAGAAUGCGGGAACAAACAAUGGACUUGCAUUCGGUAGAGCCAUGUAUGAUCCGAAUGGCGUUUACAGUCUCUUCAACGGUGGCACGUGGUGGUGGGUGCCAGGGUACCCUGGAAGGACGUUCAAGCAAUGGAUGAAUCGCGACACAACGGAUAUGCCGGGUAUGUUGCGGGAGUUCAACGGACAGAUCUGGGCGCCGAUGAUGGCUUUGCAUCCUGUGAAAGUGGGAGACAAUGCAUGA
Molecule: messenger RNA, 1764 nt
Organism: Cladophialophora yegresii CBS 114405
Lineage: Eukaryota; Fungi; Ascomycota; Eurotiomycetes; Chaetothyriales; Herpotrichiellaceae
Exons: 2
Coding region: 1-1764 (587 amino acids)
Source: RefSeq, a predicted model, not a curated record